This is a messenger RNA of Wasmannia auropunctata (little fire ant), 914 nucleotides long. RefSeq names its product chymotrypsin-2-like. Lineage: Eukaryota; Metazoa; Arthropoda; Insecta; Hymenoptera; Formicidae. The record is from RefSeq and is a predicted model, not a curated record. The transcript is spliced from 5 exons. Bases 54 to 833 code for a protein of 259 amino acids. Gene Ontology annotation, molecular function: serine-type endopeptidase activity. Gene Ontology annotation, biological process: proteolysis.
UAUAGGAUAUAAAUUGAAGAUAAUAUGUCCAACGUACCACAGUACUUAUCGCUAUGAAUGCUGUCGCUGGUCUCAUAAUCGCGUGCCUGGCUCUCACCGCCUACGGUUUGCCAAAUCCGCAAAUCGUGGGCGGCAGUGAUGCUCUGGAUGGCGCGUAUCCUUAUCAAGUGUCAUUGAGAGACAACCCUUUUGUGCCUUAUAGAUCCCAUUUUUGUAGUGGCGCCAUCAUCAGUGAACGUUACAUUAUUACAAGUGCCCAUUGUAUUAUUCCGUACCUCAGCCUUCCUUAUUCUGUUUACGCCGCUGUUGGAAGCAAUAACCUUGACGAUAUAGAUGUGGUCUUACAUCCAGUGCGAAAAUUGAUAACACACGCUGGUUAUAACAGCGAGCUACAUAUUCAUGACAUUGGUUUAAUCCAAGUAAGGAAUAAUAUCGUAUUUACUGAAUACGUUCAGCCGAUUGCCUUGCCAACUGACGAUCGCAACUAUGGAAAUUAUCCUCUUGUAGCCACUGGCUGGGGAAGACUCUGGUUGGGCGGUCCAAUUCCUAAUCAUCUGCAAGAAAUUAUAGUAAGAGGAUAUGAAUCUGACUAUGCUAACGAAUUAUGCAGUAAAUAUGAACACACCAUGUGUACCUACUUAGGAUACUCAGGCCAAGGAAUGUGCCACGGCGACGACGGUGGUCCACUUGUUGCUGACAACGUUUUGGUUGGUCUCGUAUCGUACAGUUAUCAUCCAUGCACUGGAGGUCCCGACGUAUACACCAAAGUAUUUUUCUAUCGAUCGUGGAUUAAAUACUAUACAGGGAUGAAUAUUUCAGAAACUGAUCUUUGAUAUAAGACAUAAAAUAUCUUUAUAUAAAACAAUUUGUAUAAAACUGAAUUAUCACUUAUAUAAAAAAUUAAUUUAAUUUAA